UAGAAUUGCAACAGCUGUUUCUGUUUAUUCCACUCCCGCUAAAACCUCUUCUAUUACUAAAAGAGAUUGAUAAACUUGUGAUAAGUAUACCGGUCUCUCAACAACCAAAAUGACAACUAACUCUGAGGAUAUGCUGAGCCUUUUUGAAAAAUUUCAAAAAUACGUUGAAGAGGAGCAGGCACGGCGUGAAGUAAUACAAGAGUCAGCUCGUGAAUUAGAGCAGCAUAUUAGACAAAUGAUGACAAUUCUUCAAGGAAUUCAUCAAGAUACUGGAAUCAAAGACAGUCCAAAAGUGAUUAACCGAGCAAAGGAACUGGUUGGUCCCAGCAGCAAAGUUUACCAGAAAUUGAGUUCAGGAAUCCCUCCUAAAGAGUAUUAUAAAUACCAUGAAAUUUGGCGAGGCAUUACUCAAAAAGCAGUGUUUUGUAUUGCAUUAAUUGAAUUCCUUCUGUCAGGGAAACUUGCAUCUAGAGAACAGGUUGCAGCUGAACUCUCUUUAAAAAUCGACCAGUCAGAAGGAUUUCACCUCGAUUUGGAAGAUUACUUGCAUGGGCUACUUCAGUUGGUUUCAGAGCUGUCUAGAUUAGCAGUAAAUAGUGCUGCUUGUGGAGAUUAUCAACGCCCUGUUGCUAUAUCACAGUUUGUCAACGAACUGAAUGCAGGAUUUCGUUUACUUAAUUUCAAAAAUGAUUCCCUCAGAAAACAUUAUGACUGUUUUAAAUAUGAUUUGAAAAAAAUAGAAGAGGUAGUAUAUGAUCUUUCUAUCAGAGGACUGAAGUCUUCUGAAACCAAAUCAAAUGUUGAUGCCUCACAUACAUCUAAUAUCUCAGACGAUUCUCAGAUGGCUUCUUAGAUUUCCAAUAAAGGAAAUAUGUUGCCAAAUUUCAUAUUUCUACUAAGAAAUUUUGUCGUCAUGUGUACAUUUGUAUUUUUUUAUUUCUUGUAAUUUAUUAUAAAUUUCAAAUAAACUUCCAAAUGUGUUUCUAAAA
Messenger RNA from Nezara viridula (southern green stink bug), 989 nucleotides. Lineage: Eukaryota; Metazoa; Arthropoda; Insecta; Hemiptera; Pentatomidae. The record is from the annotation of a GenBank genome assembly.